Amborella trichopoda is the source of this 1798-nucleotide messenger RNA. NCBI's taxonomy places the organism in Eukaryota, Viridiplantae, Streptophyta, Magnoliopsida, Amborellales, Amborellaceae. The record is from RefSeq and is a predicted model, not a curated record.
CUCUCUUCAUUCAGGAGAGAGAGAGAGAGAGGAAAAAGAUGGUGGUGGAUGAGCGGGAGCGUGUGGUGAUGAUGCCAUUCAUGGCACAGGGGCACCUCAUCCCAUUUUCCGCCAUUGCUGAGCUCCUGUCCGAGCGUAACCCCCUCAAAAUCACGCUCGUCAACACCCCCCACAACGCCUCCAAGCUGCGCUCCAUGCUCAAUCCCAAGGCCUCCGGAGCCGUCGAGGUCGCCGAGCUCCCCUUCUCCAGCGCCGACCAUGGCCUCCCCCUGGAUGCCGAGAACACGGAUGCCCUCCCUUACCAUCUCAUUAUCCGCCUCUUCGAAGCCUCCGAGACCCUCGAGCAUGCCUUUGAGAGCCUAGUCUCCGUUAUUGCGCUCGAUGAUGGCCGCCUACCGCUUUGCAUCGUCGCGGACGUCUUCUGUGGCUGGACAGUGUUGGUGGCGGAGAGGCUCGGCACCCAUCACGUUGUAUUCAUUACCUGCGGGGCCUUCGGCACGUUGGGGUUGACAUCUACAUGGUUGCACCUGCUCCAUUUGUGGACUGACGCCGACGAGUUCCUGGUCCCUGUAUGCCGGGAGUUCCCCAUGACCGCUGAGUUCACAUCAGAGUGGCUUCCGGAGGGGUUCGAGGAGGGGGUGAAAGAUCGCGGCCUGAUCGUCAAGGGGUGGGUGCCGCAACUGGUGAUCCUUUCGCACAAGGCAACCGGUGCUUUCCUGAGCCACUGCGGGUGUAACUCAGUAUUGGAGAGCCUAAGCCAAGGAGUUCCUCUCAUCGGAUGGCCCAUGGCGGCUGAGCAAUUCUUCAACUCUAUCAUGUUGGGGGAUGAAAAAGUUGGGGUUUGUGUGGAGGUGGGGAGGGGGAAGGAGGUGGGAGUGGGGAGAGAAGAGGUGGCGAGAGUGGUGGCGGAGGUGGUGAAAGGGGAGAAGGGGGCGGAGAUGAGGAGAAAGACCAGUGAGAUGAGAGAGGUCCUCAGGAAAGGGAUGGCUGAGGAGGAGAGCGUUGGUGGUUCUGCUCUCAGAGCAUUGGAUGAAUUCGUUACAUCGAUUUCUCUUCUCCGAGAAUGGGGCGAGGGAGCGCGGGGGCAAGCCACUGGGGAUCUCAGCCGAAAGCUGCAUUGCCUGGCUCGAUACUCAGCCACUUCCCUCGGUCCUGUACGUUUCAUUUGGGUCGCAGAACGCAGUUUCGGGUGGAACCUGAAGGAGCUGGUAAUGGGGCUGCAGUCGAGUGGUGCAAGAUUCAUCUUGGUGGUCAGACUGCCCUUGGAGUCCCCCAUAACCGCUGAGUUCAGAUCAGAGUGGCUUCCGGAGGGGUUCGAGGAGGGGGUGAAAGAUCGCGGCCUGAUCAUCACGGGGUGGGCGCCGCAACUGAUGAUCCUUUCGCACAAGGCAACCGGUGCUUUCCUGAGCCACUGCGGGUGGAACUCGGUAUUGGAGAGCCUAAGCCAAGGAGUUCCUCUCAUUGGAUGGCCCAUGGGGGCUGAGCAAUUCUUGAACUCCACCAUGUUGGGGGAUGAAAAAGUUGGGGUUUGUGUGGAGGUGUGGAGAGAGAAGGUGGCGAGAGUGGUGGCGGCGGUGGUGAAAGGGGAGAAGGGGUCGGAGAUGAGGAGAAAGGCCGGUGAGAUGAGAGAGGCACUCAGGAAAGGGAUGGCGGAGGAGGAGAGCCCUGGUGGUUCUUCUCUUAGAGCUAUGGAUGAAUUCGUUGCAUCAAUUGUGAGCCCGCAUGUGUAAAGUGUGUCGUGAGUCGUGACCUUUUUAUUUUUGCCGCACAUUGAGCUGCACUGAUAUGCCUUUGUUAU